This is a messenger RNA of Trichoderma aggressivum f. europaeum, 624 nucleotides long. RefSeq lists its product as uncharacterized. Lineage: Eukaryota; Fungi; Ascomycota; Sordariomycetes; Hypocreales; Hypocreaceae. The record is from RefSeq and is a predicted model, not a curated record. The transcript has a single exon. Bases 1 to 624 code for a protein of 207 amino acids.
AUGUCUCGCACAACAUCUAAAAAUGUGCCUUACUUGUUGCAAGGAGCAGAGGGAAACUUGACAUGGAAGGAUGGUGAAACCAUGGAAAAUGCCGCCGGAGCUGCCUCCAUCGGCUUCGCCACCAUCAGCGCACUCAACUGCAUCGUGAAGAACGAGGGCAAUGUCACCGACAGAGACCUCGGUCUCAUCAAGGAACUCGUCAAUUUCAUUCAACCAGACACGAUGAAUUCCUUCCGCAAGGGGUUCAGAGAGCAGUUGCGGCAAGCCACUCCACCUGGAGGACUCUCCAACUCGUUUCUACCUAAAGAAGAAGAGGAGAGAAUUAAAGAAGAGGAGGGAACUCAAUCCCGGCCCGCCAAGCGCAGCCUAUCCGACGAGAAACCGAUCAUACCCCUAGCAAUGCGACCGCGCUUCUUGGAUGAUCUGAAAGUGGAGGAAAGCUCUGAGUCGACAAGCGUGAGAGACCUAAUGGAACCAACACGUCAAUCGACACCAUACGCGAGAACUACGGGAUUGGGAUUGCCGGGUAUACACAAUCUAGCGCCAUCAAGGGUGACAAGACGGUCUUCCCGAAACCACAGGACGAUGUAUCCAGCUGGCAGCUACUACAGUCAGAGGGGAUGA